AAUGCUGUGUAAUGCCCCUCGUCUGUGCCGCCUCUCGGGGCCGGCCUACACGGUGGCGUGCCGUCGCAACAUCGCUUGGCCCCGCCGAAAUUCUGUCUCCCAACGCCGCCGCGACGUCCAUCUCCAUCCCACUCCGCUGCGCACUCAGCAUACCGCAAGAUUCCCAACCCCCGUUCGUACAUCAUGUCUACGAUCACCGAGGUCACCAGCCAGCCCCAAUGGGACGAACUGCUAGGCUCUGUUCCCCCAUCAGCGCUUGUCAUUGUCUCUUUCCACGCUCCCUGGGCCGCCCCGUGUGCGCAGAUGGCAACCGUCCUGUCGACCCUGGCCUCCGAAUACCCCGUCACCGAGCCGAAGAGUACCGUUUGGGCCUCCGUCAACGCCGAAGAGCUUAGCGACAUCAGCGAGGCCUACGACGUCACCGCAGUCCCCUUCCUCGUCCUGCUGAGAAACGGCAAUGUUGUCGAGACGGUCAGUGGCAGCAGCGCCGUCAAGGUCCGGACGGCCAUCGAAACACAGACACGAGCCGAUGGCAAUACAACGGCGGCGGGCGAUGCCAUGAAUGGUGUUGAGAAGACGGGUGGCAAGCCAGCCGUGGAAGAGGCGCCGGUAGAUCCUGCCAAGCAAAAGGAUGAGCUUUUCAAGCGGCUGGGAGACCUGGUCAAGGCAGCACCCGUCAUGCUUUUCAUGAAGGGGACGCCAAGCUCUCCGCAGUGCGGCUUCUCGCGGCAGAUGGUGGCAAUCUUGCGUGAGCACUCCGUCAAGUACGGGUUCUUCAAUAUCCUCGCCGACGACGAGGUACGCCAGGGCUUGAAGGAGUUUGCAGAGUGGCCGACCUACCCGCAACUCUGGGUCGAUGGUGAUCUGGUCGGUGGACUGGACAUUGUCAAGGAGGAGCUGGGCAACGACGAGGAGUUUUUCAAGCCGUACAGCGUCAGCGGCCCUAACGAUGCUGCGGUUGCAUGAGCUGGCCCUCUACGAAGGCAAGAUAUUCGCAACCCUCAUCUCGCUUGAGGCCCAUGGCGGUCCUAGCGAGGUCUGCUUGGUGAAGGGGGAAACCCACCACACGUCGAAGCGCAAGAACCGGAGCACGGCGUCAUCUCCAGCCAAGGACAGAAGACGCCUACGUCCCAAUGCGACUUUCGUUGGCCUUGGAUGAUGAGAUGAGGUCGCGGGCUGUGGGUAUUCCGCGGCGGAACGGGGACCAGGUGCUGCCGAAGCGUCAGCAGAUCAGGGCCCCGCGUAUAAUUACGUGGAACGGUCGACAUGGGAGGAAAAGUAUCACAGCAGCGAUGGAAUGGGCUGCACACUACGAAGUACAUGUUUGCGGGACUUGUUAUGAAACGCUCGGCCCGCUGUGUAGGAUCGUGAGACCUGGUUGAAGGAGAAUAUAAUUCACUCUCAAAGCAUCCAUGCUUCCUCAUCAUUGGGCCGGCACAGUUCGAUUCUUGCCCGCUGUCAACCCUUUGUGGGAACCCUAUUCCAGAGUCCGGCACUUGCCGCGAACUCUUGAACUGGCUCGCCUAUUGUACGGUACAGUAUACUGCUGUAUCAAGCCCAAGGAGCAGAACAUACCUAGUACAGUGUUUGCCGUUUAGUGCGGCCGGCUGACAAAUGGA
Molecule: messenger RNA, 1619 nt
Organism: Purpureocillium takamizusanense
Lineage: Eukaryota; Fungi; Ascomycota; Sordariomycetes; Hypocreales; Ophiocordycipitaceae
Gene: GRX3
Product: glutaredoxin
Exons: 2
Coding region: 184-966 (260 amino acids)
Molecular function (GO): 2 iron, 2 sulfur cluster binding
Source: RefSeq, a predicted model, not a curated record